Eucalyptus grandis is the source of this 1725-nucleotide messenger RNA. Its product is annotated as RNA-binding protein 38. Gene Ontology annotation, molecular function: RNA binding. The record is from RefSeq and is a predicted model, not a curated record. Bases 586 to 1377 code for a protein of 263 amino acids. The transcript is spliced from 6 exons. NCBI's taxonomy places the organism in Eukaryota, Viridiplantae, Streptophyta, Magnoliopsida, Myrtales, Myrtaceae.
UUUUAUCGCCUUCUUCUUUGGAAACCUCUUCUCCUAUCCUCUCCUCUACUCUUCCACCCCCCCUACUCGCACCGUUCUUGUCGUUUCUUUCUUUAUUCGCCAUCGGAGUAAUCUUCACCCUCCACGAUUUCGUGCAUGUGCAUAUAUUAUCCUCACUUUUCCGCGUUGAUUUCCUUCUGUUCUUGGUCUAUUCGUCUCUCUCUACAUCAACAGUUAUCGUUGAAAGUUUCGCAGGGAGGAGGCGGUUUUUUCUCUUCCUUGUUGAAGGAAUCUUGGUUGGGGGGAAUCUGAGAAGGCUCUAUGCGAAUGUUUUUUGAUAGCUGCUGGUCCUGCUAUAAAGCAGGGAAGCACACUCAAUGACCCUGAUCAUGGUCCUAGACCUUGUUUUGACCAGAUCCUCUUGCUAGCUUGCUUUUAGGUUUCUGUGUGCUUCGUGGGGUGUCUUUGAGAUCGCACGGGGCUCUCUCUUUCACUUUCUUCUUAACCCUUUUCUGCUAUUUGGUUUCUCCGAAUCCGAAUCUUCUCGUCGACUGUGUGUCCUGCUGCUGCUCCUGUCGUCGGCGAGUUUCCGGUUUUCGGGUUUAAAUGUCUCACUCUCAGCCGACGCAGAAGGAGAUGGUGAACGCGAGAGAGGCCCCCUCGCAGUCGAGGGACACGAUCUACACCAAGAUUUUCGUUGGUGGGUUGGCUUGGGAGACUCGGAGGGACACGUUGAAGGGCUACUUCGAUCGGUUCGGGGAAAUCCUAGAGGCGGUGGUGAUCGCCGACAAGGUCACGGGGAAAUCCAAGGGAUAUGGCUUCGUGACAUUUCGAGACCCGGAAUCGGCGAGCAGGGCUUGUCAGGAUCCUUACCCUGUCAUUGAUGGGAGGAGGGCUAAUUGCAAUCUUGCUUCGCUCGGCGCUCAGAAGAACCGCUUCUCGACGAAUCAACAAGGAACUGAGAAAUUUAGGCAGAAAUCUGCAUCAGCAGCGGCAUCCUCCAGCUUCAAUGCCUCUGCAUAUUUUCCGCAUUCUGUCCCCCCCAACGCAUUUACUUACUCGGCUUACGGGUACCCAGGAUAUCCUCACAACCUAUACGCAAUGAAUUAUUACAAUGCAUAUGGGGGCCAACAGCAUCCGACUUACUACCCUUCUCCAGCACCAGGGUCCCCGGGGUUCUACUUAAACUACUAUCCAUUCUAUGCGCAUCAGGCGCAGAGCAGUUCGACACAGUUCCCGAAAUUGAUGCGACAUCCGCUUCUAUCUCCGACGGUCCGUGCCUUAGAGUUCUCGUCAACGACUACCUCGGCUGCUUUGCUACCCGCUGUCACCACACAAUCGACUGCAUCAGCAGUUCCUGCAGAACCGAGGGACAAACCAGUGCACAAGAAUGACUGAAAGAUUCACGGGGCAGGCGGAGAAAAGCGCGAAAGGAGCACCAGCUCAACGUCUCUGGCUGCGAGUACAGAAAUUAUAUGGAGGCAUGAAGAAGCAAAAAAUUUCACUUUUAACUAUCUUGUAGGCUAGGUCUCUUGUCCUCUUUGCUUCUUUUUGCAUCCACAUGGAUUACAUAAAGUCAUGCUCAGUUUCAUUUCGCACCACCACACACAUUCUCACAAACAUGCACAUUGCAUACGAUACUUGACAUGGAAUGAUCUUUUCUAACGAAAAGUUGAACUCAAUUCUUGACAAUGUUCAGGUUUAUUAUACCUCUAUAUAAUGUUAGCGACAGUAUCUUUCAGUGCC